Messenger RNA from Chionomys nivalis (European snow vole), 8075 nucleotides. It is a transcript of the gene Arhgap26, whose product is annotated as Rho GTPase activating protein 26. Gene Ontology annotation, cellular component: cytoplasm. The record is from RefSeq and is a predicted model, not a curated record. Bases 331 to 2610 code for a protein of 759 amino acids. The transcript has 23 exons. NCBI's taxonomy places the organism in Eukaryota, Metazoa, Chordata, Mammalia, Rodentia, Cricetidae. Gene Ontology annotation, biological process: signal transduction. Gene Ontology annotation, molecular function: protein binding; GTPase activator activity.
CCGGCGGGUCGGCUGAGGCUUCUGUGAGAAGGCGCUCGAGCCUGCUGAGCAGCGAACCGCAGAGGAGGCGGGGAGGCGGUGGCCGCGCUCGUUCACUUCCCGGCGCCGCCGAGGGUCCGCCAGCCGCGCCUCCAGCCCGCGUGCCGCUCGGUGGCUUCGCGCAGGAGCGCCCGCCGUCCGGCUGAGUCCCGGCCGCGGUCCAGAGUCUCCGGCUCCCUCUGACCCCGCGCGCGGGGCGAGCCGGCGCCACACCUGUGGAUUGGCCGUCGUCGCGGGUGUCCGCUGAGCAGCGCGCGAGGCGCGUCCCCUCAGCUCGGCUCCACGGGCAGAAUGGGGCUCCCGGCGCUGGAGUUCAGCGACUGCUGCCUCGACAGCCCGCACUUCCGAGAGACGCUCAAGUCACACGAAGCAGAGCUGGACAAGACCAACAAAUUCAUCAAGGAGCUCAUCAAGGACGGGAAGUCGCUCAUUAGCGCGCUCAAGAAUUUGUCUUCGGCAAAGCGGAAGUUUGCAGAUUCCUUAAAUGAAUUUAAAUUUCAGUGUAUUGGAGAUGCAGAAACUGAUGAUGAGAUGUGUAUAGCGAGAUCUUUGCAAGAAUUUGCCACUGUUCUCAGGAAUCUUGAAGAUGAGCGGAGUCGCAUGAUUGAGAACGCCAGUGAGGUGCUCAUCACGCCCUUGGAGAAGUUUCGAAAGGAGCAGAUCGGGGCUGCCAGGGAAGCCAAAAAGAAGUACGACAAAGAGACAGAGAAGUACUGUGGCGUCUUAGAAAAGCACUUGAAUUUGUCUUCCAAGAAAAAGGAAGCCCAGCUGCAGGAGGCAGACAGCCAAGUGGACCUGGUUCGGCAGCAUUUUUAUGAAGUGUCCCUGGAGUAUGUCUUUAAGGUGCAGGAAGUCCAAGAGAGAAAGAUGUUUGAGUUUGUGGAGCCUCUCCUGGCCUUCCUGCAAGGACUCUUCACUUUCUAUCACCAUGGUUAUGAGCUGGCCAAGGAUUUUGGUGACUUUAAGACACAGUUGACCAUCAGCAUACAAAAUACAAGAAACCGCUUCGAAGGAACCAGGUCUGAAGUGGAAUCGCUGAUGAAGAAGAUGAAGGAAAACCCCCUUGAGCACAAGACCAUCAGCCCCUACACCAUGGAAGGGUACCUCUACGUGCAGGAGAAACGUCACUUUGGAACUUCCUGGGUGAAGCACUACUGUACAUACCAACGGGACUCCAAGCAGAUCACCAUGGUCCCGUUUGACCAAAAGUCAGGAGGAAAGGGGGGAGAAGAUGAGUCCAUCACCCUCAAAUCCUGCACUCGGCGGAAGACAGACUCCAUCGAGAAGAGAUUUUGCUUUGACGUGGAAGCAGUAGACAGGCCAGGGGUUAUCACCAUGCAGGCGUUGUCGGAAGAGGACCGUAGGCUCUGGAUGGAAGCCAUGGAUGGCCGGGAACCUGUCUACAACUCAAACAAAGACAGCCAGAAUGAAGGGACCGCACAGUUGGACAGCGUCGGAUUCAGCAUAAUAAGGAAAUGCAUCCACGCGGUGGAAACCAGAGGGAUCAACGAGCAAGGACUCUACCGAAUCGUGGGGGUCAACUCCAGGGUGCAGAAGUUGCUGAGUGUCUUGAUGGAUCCCAAAGCAGCGUCUGAGACAGACACUGAUAUCUGUGCGGAGUGGGAGAUAAAGACGGUCACUAGUGCUCUCAAGACCUACCUGAGAAUGCUUCCAGGACCACUCAUGAUGUACCAGUUUCAAAGAAGUUUCAUCAAAGCGGCGAAGCUGGAAAACCAAGAGACCCGAGUCUCUGAGAUCCACAGCCUUGUUCACCGGCUCCCGGAGAAGAACCGGCAGAUGCUGCAGCUGCUUAUGAACCACCUGGCGAAUGUUGCCAACAACCAUAAGCAGAAUUUGAUGACUGUGGCAAACCUUGGCGUGGUGUUUGGACCCACCUUGCUGCGGCCUCAGGAAGAAACAGUGGCAGCCAUCAUGGACAUCAAGUUUCAGAACAUUGUCAUUGAGAUCUUAAUAGAGAAUCAUGAAAAGAUAUUCAACACCGUGCCUGAUGUGCCCCUCACCAACGCCCAGCUACACCUCUCCAGGAAGAAAAGCAGCGACUCCAAGCCCCCAUCCUGUAGCGAGAGACCCCUGACGCUCUUCCAUGCUGUGCCAUCCACAGAAAAACAGGAGCAAAGGAACAGCAUCAUCAACUCCAGUUUGGAAUCAGUCUCCUCAAGUGCAAACAGCAUCCCUAAUUCUAGCAGCAGCCUGCAGCCGAAUAUGAACUCCAGUGACCCAAACCUGGAUGUGAUCAAACCUACUCGGCCCAGUUCACUCCCCCCGAAUCCAAGCCCAACUUCACCCCUCUCGCCAUCAUGGCCCAUGUUCUCGGCGCCAUCCAGCCCUAUGCCCACCUCAUCCACGUCCAGCGACUCAUCCCCCGCCAGCACGCCGUUCCGGAAGGCAAAGGCCUUGUAUGCCUGCAAAGCUGAACACGACUCGGAGCUCUCGUUCACAGCAGGCACCAUCUUCGAUAAUGUUCAUCCAUCUCAGGAGCCUGGCUGGUUGGAGGGGACUCUGAAUGGAAAGACUGGCCUCAUCCCAGAGAACUACGUGGAGUUCCUCUAACCUCCGGCCCCAGCAGAGCUGCUGAGCUUUACGUGGUCUCCAUGACAACUACUGAUUCUGGUGUUGUGGACCACUCUUCAUUGCCACUGAGAAAGCAGGGAGCCUGACUGUUGCUUCUUGCCAACAUGAAUGCAUCUGGGAACUUGUGUCACGUCUCUCCAUGAUCAUCUCAGCUGACAGCACCACAGUGAUGCUGCAAGAACUGAAACCCAGUGAGCAGAGGAGGCCAUUUGAUUUUGGUAACCCAGAGAAAGGCUUGCAAAGCUGUUUUCUCCUGCGUGCCCUAAAUAGCAAGCCCUGAUUUCAUUUCAACCGUCAUCCAAACCCCCAGCCUCCUGGAAAGAGGAAACAAGGAGAAUAGUCCUACAGAAAGUGCAGCGUUGUUGAAUUGGACAAGGCAGGGCACUACACUGCAAGCUGCCUCUACUGCUGUUUACAGCGGACACUCUUUCUCUCUCCUUCCUUCUCCCAGAGACACAGUGCUGCAGGCAGCUGGGCCUGUCGGCAAGCACACAGGAUGAAGGGGUCGCCGCACUGUUUAUGUAAGGUCCAAUCUCUCACCAUCUCUUGAGCAGCUGUUGGCCCAUAAUCAGCAGAUUUCAGUCCAGUCCUCUUAUGCAAAGAAGCACAUGCCCCUCACGUUCUCUGCCACUGAAGGCUUCCAUCACUGCCAUCACCUAGUAACCAUAGCAACCCAACCUACUCUAAAACUAAGCCAAAAAUAAUACUCCUCUUUGUAUGACACCGCCUUCUACCAGCUCUAGUGGUUUUCUUGAAUGGUCUCCCAACAAUCUGAAGCAGAGGAUUAGACCAUUAGGGUGGUCUAUCCGGGGCAGACAGGAUAGCAACUGGGGACUGUCCCUUUUCUGGUGAAUGUCUGCAUCACCAGGAUAGGUUUGGAGCAAACUCUAGGAACCUGUUGAGAUCAAAUCCCAUACAUGGUUAAUACUUAUGUUCUUCAUGCAAUGAGUUCUUGCUUCAGAGGGUAAGAUGCUGCCUCCCUCCGGGCUAGCGUUUGAUGGGUCCCUUUCAGUCUCCCCUCUCCCUGCUGCCUGUCUUUGCUCUGCCAAUGACCCCCAACUGCUCCCUAGAAUGCUUUUGCUAUGGAGGUCCUGUGGAGUUUAGAGAUGACUCUUGGGCCAAACCUGUAGCCUGCAUUUUUAAAGGACCUCUGUCUACACUGCCACCCAGGAAAAGAAGGAAUCAUGAACUAGGUUGCCCAGGCAUGAGCCUAUAUAGACCGUUAAGAACCUGGAAGACACCAGAUGUUGAGGCCUCCAGGCUAGGGUGGGCGCCUUCUAGGAGAGGGGAUUUCUAAAUAAAAGGCGCCGGGUUUUAACUGUUGUGCCCGAGAGACCACCUGGACAUUGCGAUGUCACAUGACCUCCAAAGAACAGAAUCGUGGUAUCUGCACACAUGAAUGACCUUAGUAGACAGACUCUGGACAAUCUGUCACACUCGCCAGGAGCCCCUUGGAUGGCAGGGUUGCUCGAGAGUGUCUCUGGCUCUGGAAUUCCCUAGGGUUCUUUAAUGAAGAAAAGAAAAACUUGAAUUGUGUUGAAUUACUGUAUCUUUUGCUUUUUUUUAAAAGAUAAACUUGUAAAUAGAAUGAUUUGAAAUAUUAUAUGGUAAAGUUUUAUAUUUGAUAUUUUAAGCUAGUCGCUCCAUGUAGUUAGCAAUUUUGAUUGCCUAGCAGGUGUGUUGAAAGGGUGGGAGAGGCAAGGCUGAUGAGUCAAGGUCAUGGCCCCUCUCUGACCCAGAGAGAGAAUGUUUCCUUAUGGUUCCUGUCGGUUAACCCGAAAACCUGAAAAGCUAAUUGUAUUCGGUUUUCUUUAUCUCCAUGUGAUUUGGGGCUUUAGAGUUCAAAAAGCAUUUUCAGGUAAUAAACUCCCAACUUACAGUAAAGUGGCACUCAGGAUUUAAAUAGGCGGGGCAAGGGGAGACGAGUUUGUUUUUGUUUGUUCUUCUCAGGUGUAUUUCUUGGUAUCCCAGGAUGUCCAGACAAAAGGAGAGGCUCCUUUUCUUCCUCACCUCCUAAGGUUUUAUAGAUACAGCCUAGCUAGUAUGUAAAAGUGUCUAUCAGUUCUAAGAACAAAAGAAAGUCAGCUGCUAUGACUCUGAGUCCUCUCUUUCUGUAGAUGUGUUUCUGUGCUCCCGUUUCACCUCCAGGUUCCCUACAGCUCCAAAGUCAAAGAACUUGCCAAGAGGGAGCUAGACUGCGCCAUUACAGUUUCCAGUGUGGCUGCAAUGUUAGUAGGAGUUCACUGUGACUCAGCAUUGAGUUUACCGGCUAAAGGACUGUCAUGUUGUCACUGGGGAACUCAUAGGAGUAAGGUGACUCCACCCUUCAGUCAGGGACCCAUGCUGAAGCAGAGCAAGGCAAACACAAGGCUCAGAACUGCCACUGAAGCUGGGUGUAAGGGCCCUGGCUGUAGUCUUGGCACUUGGGAGGCAGAGGCAAGAGGAUUGCUAAAGUCCUAAGCCAGGUGUGGGGGUGGGGAGCAGGGUUGAAAUCUAAAGGAAGAAAGGAAAUAGACUCUUCCCUGUGAGCUUGAGAACAAGUUGGGAAAUGGGGCCUGAAGGGCAUGCACGCUCAAAUAGCAUUGCGCUUUCCAAAUUGAAAGAGCCCAGCGUGAUCCUUUUAAUAUAUCUGAUGAUUUAAAUAGUCACCAGCCUCAUCAUAAGCGAGGUGUUCUGUAGUCAGGGCCCAGCAUGACUGCUUGGAUGCACAUUCCUCUCCUGAGCUGGCCGUGGUGUGAAGCUGCUCUCUGAGGCUGACCUCCUUCCAGUUUCCCCCAGGCCGUGUGUGGCCUAUGACAGAUGGCCACUCCAUUUCCCUCUGUCCAGCUAGGCCUCCCUUCUCCCCAUCAGCUGAAGAACUGGGGGGAUGCAUAUGAGCCAAGUGAACUGGAAGAUUAAAAAUGAAAUGUACCCUUUCUGCUCUCUGAACGCCCGUUAGCUCCCACAAAUAAGGAAAACUGGGGUAGGACGUGGGGAGUGAGUUACCAGAAUGGAAGUCCAUUGACCAAACUCCCAAACAUUCCCCGGAGCUUUGAGUUCCUCUUGUAAGGCCCUGUGAUCACUUGGUUCUGACCUGAAUUUGGGGGCCUUAUGAUGAUUGGCCUCACUCCUCCUUGAGAGACAGAGUUCCAUAACUGAACAGUGCCAUGCUGUGAGAAGGCAACUGUUUCAAAUCCCUGUCCCCAAGCAAGGGAAAUCUGGACUUGCUCAAGAUUAUUGAAAUUCUCUCCCAGUUUUCAAGAUCAGUGUAUAAGAGUCAACUCCAUUUAGUGGGCCCCUCCGUAUUCUAUCAGUAUUGGAGGCAGUUUUUAGUAUUUCUAAAGCCGAUAUGGGAAGUCUUGUGGGUGCUUUUCUACAGUGAAGCAAAGAGCAAGCUAGCAUGAGUACUCGCACAUUGACCCGGGUGGGCCGGAAACCAUGCUGGUUUCUUGGGAGGUGCAGGCACUUGCCCACAACUCCAGACACGAGUGUGCCACGCCUGGAUCUCAGAGAGAAAUCCUUGUCAAGUGCUUUUUCCUCCUGAAAACCAUAGCACCCAUCCUACCAAAAGCUAUUUCUCCAUCGUAGAGGUUCCAGAAGCAUCCAUUAUUGAGGCCUAGGGAUAUAAUAGACUAAAGAUGGUGUGACCAUUUCUCUGUUCGUGGCUAGCUGUUGGCACCUUUCAUCCUCUGGCCUCUGCUUCUCCUACCUUCAGAGCCAUGGAGCUCCCUGGUGCACCAGUGACACCCCAGCACCCCACAUUUGCUCUAUCGCCCAUCACUCCUAGGAGACAAGGGGACCAAGCAUCUGUUUAGAUACCCGACUUUCAAAGGAAUGUUCUGGGUGUCUGUGCAGGGAGCUAGCUGCCACCUCUGGCAAACUGACCAGUGAUCACUGCCAUCGACAGCCCUGCCCCAUAUAGCCCUCACACCCCACAGUGGGGGUUGUAAAAUGUCUUUUGUGCUCACAGAUUUCUGCAGCCAUGCUGAUCUAGUGGUUGCCUGUGAGCCUAGCAUCCAAAUGACAGCAGCUGAGAGCAGUGAGCCCUGCACGUUCUUCCAGCACACCUGAGACGAGACUCCAGCAAGUAAUAAUUAGUGUUCUUCCUUUCGCCGCCCACAGUACUUGUCUAACUUAAAGAGUUUCCUAAAGCAGACGAGAGAUUCCCCAUGUCACUCAGAGGCAGCCCUGUGUUCAUGGGAAGGAAAGCAUAGAUAUAAAAAUGCCAGGAUCGGAAAGGAAAACAUGAACCACUCUGAGGAGCCCCAGAUCUUUAAAGAGUGCUGUGAUAUUACUCUUACUGGGGGUGGAAGGUUGGGGGGCUGAAGGGUGGAAAUGGACUGUCACAGGAAGAAUUUCACAACUAAUAAUUUUUCACAAGUCUAUAGGAGAAAACAAAAUGAAAAUACCCUUCAUGGAAUGUCUUAGAGAGCAACUGAGCAUAGCCCUAACCCACGGAAGGUGAGUCAAGAACUGUUGUGUCAAAAUUAGUGGUCAGUGGGGAGCAGAUUAUGAGUCAUUCAAUGCCCGAGUGACCUGGAGUAGCUUCAGCCAGGCCGGGACAUUUGUGUCAUACCCCACUCACAGUUCCCAUAGGCUUCUGAGUAGCACCAACAAACAGCGUUCCUGGGGGUCAAGAUGCCAGGACCAGCGUUGCGUCUGUGAGAACAUACAUCUGGUGAUUCUAAAAGUUGUGUGUGCAUGUGUCCGUGUGUAUGUGUCGUGUGCAGCACAUAGCUACAUGUGUAAAGCUGCAGCCUCACGUGUAGACAGACAUUAGCUGGCACUUCCAAAGCUUGUAGACAGCCUUGGAGGGAGGGUCUCAGCGAAAUGAGAGGCUGUUGAUCUCCACGCACAAGAUCAAAGAUAGAGAUGAAGUGCCAUCUAAAGCCUGCGUUCACAUUUCCUGCAUAGUUGUCUGCAGCUGUGUUCCUUGGUGACUGCUUAAGUCAUGUUAAAAACUCAGACCCGUCAAUUCCCAGUAGCUAAUGCUAGGCUAGUGUUUAAAAGCACUCUCAAAGACAGCUAGUCUGUAUCUUGGGAACUAAACUGUUUGCAUGUUUAAUCCAUCUUUUAGGCUACCUUUGAGUAGACUGUACAGUGCUGUGUGAUAUAAUAUCAAUAAAGUAUACUUAUAAGAGGCACUUUAAUAUUUUCUUUGGAAAAAUCCUAACACACUGUUGUAAUUUUCAGUGUUGAAUAUUGACUGGUGCAUAGAAUCAAAUUCUGUAAUUAAAAAGUAACUAGGAUAGGACAUUUUUCCUGUUAUUAAAAAAACAACAGUUUUGCCAUGUUCAGGCUUUUUAAAAAAUGUGUUUCUGUGCCAUUGUGCGUAUCUAUAAAGAAAAUACAAUUUCUGUCAAGCACCUGUAAAACUUGGCUUUCUAUGUUUGGUUUGUGUACCUGGCAAUCCCUAUAAAGUGAGUGGAAGUAUGACUUUUGAAUUAAAUGAUUUUUCCAUUUGA